AUGGACGCGGCGAUUGACCGACUGACGAAGCUGUACGUGGAGAAAGACGAAGGAUUGCUGGCAUUGAGCUCGUACCUCUGCUCCACCCAUCCGAUUCUGCUGGGCUUGCUGACGGCUAUGAAAGAAGAGCUGCCGAUUCCCUUCUAUUACAGCUUCCAUGGCAUGACAUCGACGCUGAAAAUGACCGCGCCGAAGUACAUCGAGAUCGCCUCGGCGCUGCGUCGGGCCGGCUACCAGACCUCGCAGAGCCACUGCGAUCCGCUGGCGUUGAAGACGGACGCGCCGGGAGCGGUGGUGUUCGACAUGUUCCGCGCGUACUUCCAGCAGUUCCAGAAAGAAGCGAAGAAGGAGUGGCUGGAGGCGCUGCCGGACGGGUUCGUGAAGAAGUGGCUGACGGAGCCGGCGAGUGGAAGGUAUGACUUCACGGUGCUGGAGGAGAUGAAGAAGGAGUACGAGUUCGCGCGAUUCCCUGGGAAUCCGGAGCCGAAUUGGGGUCCGAAGGCGCGCGGCAGUUUGAAGCGAUCGAAGAUGGAUAAUGAGCUUUGGAGUGUUUGUUGGAAAAGGGAAGCGAACAAACAAGGAAGAAAGGAGGAUUCGAAUUGA
This is a messenger RNA of Blastocystis hominis, 603 nucleotides long. RefSeq lists its product as hypothetical. The transcript has 2 exons. The record is from RefSeq and is a predicted model, not a curated record. NCBI's taxonomy places the organism in Eukaryota, Bigyra, Opalinata, Blastocystidae. Bases 1 to 603 code for a protein of 200 amino acids. Gene Ontology annotation, molecular function: RNA binding. Gene Ontology annotation, biological process: tRNA N2-guanine methylation. Gene Ontology annotation, cellular component: nucleus.